GCGCGUGGUGGGCUUUGGUGAUUUUCUCUUAAUGAACGAAUUUCCCGGGGAACCCUCCUAGGGCAAAUUGUUAAGCGCAGUGUGGAUCACGUUGAUUCGAAAAUGAAAAGGCCUUUGGAAGGGAGAGGCGACCAGCGCGCACCGGAGAGUGACAUCGAGACCGCUGAUGAGAGGCACGAGGGGAAACACGAGACUGCUCUCGGCGGGAGCUGCGGGGGCGCCCACGUCACGUCACGUCUCCGAGAGGCAGCUCCCCAUCUGGACUGCAGAGAACCACCCGCCCAUGUCCCCAUUCGCCCUAAGGAGGGGCCCUGUACCCCUCCCAGGCGAUGGUCCCCCCAGGACUCGGACUCUGGAGCCGAUGACCAGCCAUCCCAGUUUGCCGGACAGAGAAGUUCUGGCUCCCGGGACUUCGGGCUUAAAACUGGGAGAGUCCCAAGCAACUGGAGACCAGGUGGCCGUGGUUUUUCAAAGUUGCGCUCUGCGACUACAUGGCCAGACGGCCAGCGCUCCGCGGGGACAGACCUUCCGUCCCCUCGUGGUGGAAGCGUCACAGAUGGGGCAGAAAUCAGAGGGACGGAUCAUACGGCGCCUGGAGGUGGUUCGGAUGCGGGCAACCCCACUCCUGCCCUGGUCUCAGACCCUUCCCUGAGACCCUUUCCCUUUUUAUCACCAGCGGCAGCUUCCUGUCCGUUGGAGGAGGAGCCACACCUGGUCUGGGUGACGGUGGCGGCCAUCUCCGUGGAAACCCCGCAGGAAGUUCUCCGGGCUGGCCGAGGAAAGAGCGCCACGCUGCCCUGCACCUACCGCACCUCCACCUCUGACCGGCAAGGGCUGAUUCAGUGGGACAAGCUGCUGCGGAGCCACACGGAAAAGGUGGCCGUGCUGACCAUUCUGGACCACAGUCUCAGCUACGGCGACCAGUACCAGAACCGGGUCAACUUCUCGAGCAAUGCCCAGCAGUCCGACGCCUCCAUCACCAUCCACCAGCUCACCAUGGACGACAACGGCACCUACGAGUGCUCGGUGUCGCUGCUGAAGGACCUGGACGGCACCUCCAAGGGGCGCGUCCGCCUCCUGGUCCUCGUGCCACCCUCCAAGCCAGAGUGCGGCAUCCAGGGAGAGACGGUGAUCGGGAGCGACAUCCAGCUGACCUGCCAGUCGAAGGAGGGCUCCCCGGCCCCGCAGUACAGCUGGAAGAGCUUCAACCUCCAGAACCAGGAGCGGGUGGGCCUGCCAGGCCUGGGGCAGACCUUGACCCUGAAGAACAUCUCCACAGACACCUCGGGCUUCUACGUCUGCACCUCCAGCAACGAGGUGGGGACGGAGUCCUGCAACAUCACGGUGACCGUCAGGCCUCCCUCCAUGAACGUGGCCCUGUACGCGGGCAUUGCUGGUGGCGUGUUGGUGGCCCUCAUCCUCCUCGGAGUCCUGAUCUACUGCUGCUGCUGCCGGUCGAAGGGCGAGGAAGAGGCCAGGCCGAGUCGGUCCAUCUACCGGGAGCCCCAGGAGCAGCUGAGGGACCUGUCGCAAGGGCGGCCGGAGGACGAGGACUCUGAGCGUGGAGGCCCGGGGAGCCGCCGUCACUCCUGAUCACGCUGGCCGAGAGAGACCAGGGCCUGCCGCCAGUCAGGGGUCCCUCCCCCGCCCCCCCGCCCCCCCGCCCCCACUCCAGCCCACUUUCCUGAGCCUCCCCCCGGGUACUGACGGUACUUCUGUCCCCUGGGUCAUCAGUGGGGGCCCAGCUGGGCCUGGCUGAGCGGCUGUCACCUGCCAAGGGAGCCCUCCCCACGGCUGGGCCUACGGGGACCGCGCUGUGCCCAGCGCAGGGGCAGUGCCUGGCGGAGGGUUUUGUUGAAUGAAUGAGUGAGUGAAUGAAUGAAUGAGCACAGAAAGGGUUCCCUGUCAUCAUCCAACUCAGGUGCCAACUCCUUGCCCCGGGCCCACCUGACCUCGAGCUCGCUUUCCAGCCUCUCCCCCGCCCCCCCCACACUGGACUCCCCUCAUGGUCGGGCACUGCGGGCGAGGGCCACCACCGGCCCCGCCGCGCCCUCCCGCGUGGCUGCCCACGGGGCGUCUAUCACUGCCUGUCACACCCCAACCGUCCCUCCAAGCCCGUCUCGAUCCCCGGUGAGUCCUCUGGCUCCGCCCGGGUGUCCCGCCCCCAUCACUGGCCACAGCGCACGGUUACCCAGCCCGUCUCUCCGUGUUAGAAGCUCAGCUCCCCGGGGCCGGCCCAGCCUCACCCCUGCUUCGACGGGCGGGGCCUGCCUCUCGCCGGUCUCCCUGCCGCAGCCGUGGGCACCAAGGGGACUCCCACCCAAACGCACCCGCCCCUUUGGUGAAUUACAGUGACUUGAUUUAAAUGUCACAAGGCAGAGAAUGUCACAGUGAUGCUCUUGAGGCCCCAGUAACCGCCGUGCCCACCCUGUUCCCGACCCCUAACCCUGCCCCACCCACCCGCUCCUGGCAAGCUCCUGGCUCUGCCUUGCUGGCUGGGGGUCGUGCUGCCCCUCCGACAGCCCCUCCCCCUCAGUGGGCUGUUUCCUCCCCCUAGGAGCGCAGGCCUAGGCCUCGGGCCGUAGCCAGUCUCGUGCAAAUGCUGUUAGCUGUUAAAGAAACAGUGUCUUUCCUGAAUGAUCAGAAAAGGGAUCUUUAAAGCCUACUGUCCAUGUGUGAUAAAAAAUAUCUUUUACAUAUUUGUUCAACUCUUCGCUUCAUUCAAAGUGCUGUCAAUAAUAAAAAUAAAGUGGUCAGUGGAAA
This is a messenger RNA of Phyllostomus hastatus (greater spear-nosed bat), 2763 nucleotides long. It is a transcript of the gene GPA33, whose product is annotated as glycoprotein A33. The record is from RefSeq and is a predicted model, not a curated record. NCBI's taxonomy places the organism in Eukaryota, Metazoa, Chordata, Mammalia, Chiroptera, Phyllostomidae. Gene Ontology annotation, cellular component: plasma membrane. The transcript is spliced from 8 exons. The coding region runs from base 103 to 1593 and encodes 496 amino acids.